AUGAACGAAGACGAGAACAGAUACGACGAAGAAAAAGCUGAGAAGGAAAAGUGGUCCAUUGAGAGAGGAAACAGAAAAUCACUUUUGACGUUGAUGACUGUCAGUAACGUAAGUAGUGACGUGAAACAAACUUUUUUUCCCCUUUUUACAUCAUUAUACCGUUCGUCUCUUUGGGAUCUCCAGUACACUAGAAAGAAUAAUGCUUAUCUAAAGUCUGUUGAUAUCUAUCUAUCUAUUCUGUUCAUAUCUAUCUAUCGAGCUAUCUAUAGCAGUCCAUAUCUAUCUAUUUAUUUAUCUAACUAUCGCCGUCUGCUCAUGAUCUAUCUAUCUAUCUAUCUAUCUAUCUAUCUAUCUAUCUAUCUAUCUGAUUCUGUUCAUAUCUAUCUAUCUAUCGCAGUCUGUUCAUAUCUAUCUAUUUAUUUAUCUAUCUAUCACCGUCUGCUCAUAUCUAUCUAUCUAUCUAUCUAUCUAUCUGGAUGUCUCUUCUUAUCUAUCUAUCUGAGUUUAUUCAUAUCCAUCUAUCUAUCUGUGAUCAUAUCUAUCUAUCUAUCUAUCUAUCUAUCUAUCUAUCAGAGUCUAUUCAUAUCCAUCUAUCUGAGUCUGAUCAUAUCUAUCUAUCUAUCUAUCUAUAUCAUGUUCAUAUCUAUCUGGCUAUCUAUCUCUUCCUAUCUAUCUUUCUAUCUGUUCAUAUCUAUCUAUCUAUAUCACUCUGUUCAUACUUAUCUGUGGGUGUACCUCAGUGUUCAUAUCUAUCUAUCUAUCUAUUCUUAG
Acanthosepion pharaonis is the source of this 771-nucleotide messenger RNA. The record is from the annotation of a GenBank genome assembly. Lineage: Eukaryota; Metazoa; Mollusca; Cephalopoda; Sepiida; Sepiidae.